Messenger RNA from Candida tropicalis MYA-3404, 372 nucleotides. RefSeq names its product Rho family GTPase (gene RHO3). Bases 1 to 372 code for a protein of 123 amino acids. The transcript has a single exon. Gene Ontology annotation, biological process: small GTPase-mediated signal transduction. Lineage: Eukaryota; Fungi; Ascomycota; Pichiomycetes; Serinales; Debaryomycetaceae. Gene Ontology annotation, molecular function: GTPase activity; GTP binding. The record is from RefSeq and is a predicted model, not a curated record.
AUGUUGUGUUUUUCAGUAGAUUCUCCAGAUUCCCUCGAAAACGUCCAAAGUAAAUGGGUAGGCGAAAUUGCUGAUCAUUGUGAAGGUGUCAAAUUAGUUUUGGUAGCCUUAAAAUGUGAUUUGAGAAGUAAUGAAGAUGCAGAAGAACAACAACAAUCCAAUCCUUAUUCCUCCCAAAAGAGAUUAAUUACAUACGACGAAGGUUUAGCCGUGGCAAAGAAAGUUGGAGCAUUGAGAUAUUUGGAGUGUUCUGCAAAGAAAAACAAAGGUGUUAACGAAGCAUUCUCGGAAGCUGCCAGAUGUGCGCUUAAUGCCAAACCUAAGGGAGCCAACGACAACGAGCCUGAGAAGAAAGGUUGUGUGAUAAUGUAA